GCCCGAUGAGCGUCGCACGGAUCUCCAGUGUACGAAGAUCGGUCGUUAGAACGAAAGGCCUUACCACGAGCAGCUUUCGAACUGUCAACGCCGACCGUCCUGCGAACGGGCUACGUUUCGUUCCUCUCGCUGCUCCACAAUCAUCACCCAAGAAAAUCUCCGCAGCAACGACAAGAGUCCUGUUAGAUGUGGACGACAACUUCAGCCGGUUUUACAACUGGACGCCGACCAUCGAUGAUGGAUUCCAUGAAUUGGACAUGAUAAUCGCAGUGGGGUGCUGAGGAGGCUCCAACAAGCAACAAAGAUCGUCUCGCUCCGACGCCUGGUCGCGUAUGCACACAGGAGACUGCGCAUUCAUGAUAUCAAGAUCUCGUCAAGCUUUCGAUUAGACGUUGUCUACAAUUGCGUUCCUCUGGUCCCUUCCACAGACGAGAUAUAUAUACGGCACCCUCGUCGCUCUAUACGCCACCCGUUAUUCUUGUGAACCUCUCACGC
Dacryopinax primogenitus is the source of this 495-nucleotide messenger RNA. RefSeq lists its product as uncharacterized. The record is from RefSeq and is a predicted model, not a curated record. The coding region runs from base 6 to 281 and encodes 91 amino acids. The transcript has 2 exons. NCBI's taxonomy places the organism in Eukaryota, Fungi, Basidiomycota, Dacrymycetes, Dacrymycetales, Dacrymycetaceae.